AUGCGAGAGGAGAUCCUUGCGCUCAGAAAGGAGAAACUAAGUUACCAGAAACAGAUAGCGAAGCUGGAGAAGAAAGCUAUCGCCCAGGAAAGAGAACUGGAGGAACUGAAAGCUAGAAUGGACACUGUCCAAAAAGUAACCAUUGAUGUGCAGAAACGAUACGAUCUUGUAUUCAGGAAUUUACUUGCUCUUUAUGAAGAGGCAAAAAACAAUAAGGAAAAGAUUCGUAAGUUGGAAGAAGCGGUACUUCAGUAA
Molecule: messenger RNA, 255 nt
Organism: Cylicostephanus goldi
Lineage: Eukaryota; Metazoa; Nematoda; Chromadorea; Rhabditida; Strongylidae
Source: the annotation of a GenBank genome assembly